AUGGCUUUUCGAUUUAAUUUUUUUAUUGAUGAAAAUGAGAGCAAUGACCCAGACAAUCAUGAUAAGGUGGACUCACAGCUGUGCUCUCCAAAACACAAACAGGAAGCCACAGAAAAGAGCAAGCAAACUGCCGAUGCCAUAGCAGGCUCCAGCCCAAGGCUGGGCACUGAUAAGCAGCAAGAUGAGACACCAAAGAAAAAGUUCUACUUUAAAGCUGCCAAGGAGCACAAUAUACCUGAAGAUCUCAGCAAAAUCUUGGAAAAUAAAGUCAUGGAAACAGUAUCAGACCUGUGUUACGUAAAUACGUCUGUAGUGGAAAUUAUGUGUUUGGAUGGCGCCGACAGAGAAGGCAUCGUGUCUAAAAGUGUUUCUUCUCACUCUGAUCUCAUCCCAGGGGUCUAUGAGGGAGGACUGAAAAUCUGGGAAUGCACCUUUGAUCUCAUAGAUUACUUUUCCGAGGCUGAAAUACAGUUUACCAACAAGACAGUGCUGGAUCUUGGCUGUGGGGCUGGACUGCUGGGCAUAACUGCGUUAAGGGGAAAAGCUGAAAAAGUCCAUUUUCAGGACUACAACAGCACUGUGAUUGAUGAAAUCACCUUGCCUAACGUGGUGGCUAACUGCAUAAAGGCAGGCAAUAGGAUGGGCAGUGGAGACGACAGAAAAACCAGCAAGCCUCCUUCAAAGAAGCCCAGGAAAGCAGAGCGCUUACCUGAUGUGCUCACCAAAUGCAGGUUUUUUUCUGGAGAGUGGUCUGAAGUCAGCCGGCUCCUGUUAAGCAGCAACAAACCCUUUUCAAAGUAUGAUGUAAUUCUCACAUCCGAGACCAUCUAUAAUCCUGACUACUACAGCGCUUUGCAUGAUACACUGGCUCAGCUCUUGAAUAAAAAUGGCCGUGUGUAUUUGGCAAGCAAAUCACUUUAUUUUGGAGUUGGUGGUGGUAUCUACCUCUUUGAGGAAUUCAUUGAAGAGAGAAAAGUGUUUAGGAGCAGCAUAGUUAAAACAAUUGAUAAAGGACUGCAGCGAUGUAUUAUGGAAAUGACCUUUAAAGAUUCCAGUUAAAAUUCAGCCACUGGUC
Messenger RNA from Pterocles gutturalis (yellow-throated sandgrouse), 1075 nucleotides. RefSeq names its product methyltransferase like 18 (gene METTL18). Gene Ontology annotation, biological process: peptidyl-histidine methylation, to form tele-methylhistidine. The transcript has a single exon. The coding region runs from base 1 to 1059 and encodes 352 amino acids. The record is from RefSeq and is a predicted model, not a curated record. Gene Ontology annotation, molecular function: protein-L-histidine N-tele-methyltransferase activity. NCBI's taxonomy places the organism in Eukaryota, Metazoa, Chordata, Aves, Pterocliformes, Pteroclidae.